Molecule: messenger RNA, 5190 nt
Organism: Drosophila innubila
Lineage: Eukaryota; Metazoa; Arthropoda; Insecta; Diptera; Drosophilidae
Product: putative neural-cadherin 2
Exons: 13
Coding region: 1-5184 (1727 amino acids)
Biological process (GO): homophilic cell-cell adhesion
Cellular component (GO): catenin complex; plasma membrane
Molecular function (GO): calcium ion binding; cadherin binding
Source: RefSeq, a predicted model, not a curated record
AUGGUCGAUCCAUUAAAAAUCUUUUGGGUUUUGACAAAUAGCACCUAUUUGGCGACGAAUAUUCGAUACCAGAUCACAGGCGGUAACAUAGGCAAUGCAUUUGCCGUACAGAACACGACCGGUGUCAUCUACGUGGCCAGUCCGCUAGACUAUGAAGCACGACCAAGGUAUGAGCUGCGUUUGGAGGCAACACGCAAUCGGAAGAACAACUACACCACCGUUGUAAUUAAUGUACGCGAUGUUAACGAUAAUCCACCUGUAUUUGAUCGUCAAACAUAUCGCACACAAAUCACUGAAGAAGACGAUCGGAAUUUGCCCAAACGCAUUUUGCAGGUUACUGCUACGGAUGGCGAUGUAGAUAGACCAAUAAAUAUUGUAUAUUUCCUAACUGGCCAGGGCAUCGACCCUGAUAAUACGGCAAAUAGUAAAUUUGAUAUAAAUCGCACAACUGGCGAUAUUUUUGUACUCAAGCCAUUGGACCGGGAUCAGCCCAACGGGCGGCCGCAAUGGCGUUUCACAGUAUUUGCCCAGGAUGAGGGCGGCGAGGGUUUGGUCGGCUAUGCGGACAUUCAAGUUAAUCUGAAGGACAUCAAUGACAAUGCGCCACAGUUUCCGCAGGGCGUCUACUUUGGCAAUGUCACCGAGAAUGGCACAGCCGGUAGCCCGGUGAUGACAAUGUCUGCCAUUGACUAUGACGAUCCCAACGAGAGCACAAAUGCCAAACUAAUCUACUCAAUUGAGAAGAACGUCAUCGAGGAGGAGACGGGUGCCCCCAUCUUUGAAAUUGAGCCCGAAACAGGCCGCAUCAAGACAGCCGUUUGUUGUUUGGACCGUGAACGGACACCGGACUACUCCAUCCAGGUGGUCGCCAUGGAUGGCGGUGGCCUAAAAGGCACUGGCACCGCCUCCAUACGUGUCAAGGAUCUGAACGAUAUGCCACCACAGUUUACCAAGGAUGAGUGGUUCACGGAGGUGGAUGAAACGAAUGGCACCUACAUACCCGAAACUCCUAUUCUCACUGUCACCGUGCAGGAUGAGGAUGAAACCAACACAUUCCAAUACAAAGUGGUGCCAAACAGUGGAUUUGGUUCUGACAAAUUUGCCAUGGUCCGAAAUGCCGAUGGCACGGGCUCCUUGAAGAUUAUACAGCCACUGGACUUUGAGGAUCCUCUUCAGAGCAGCGGCUUCCGCUUUCGCAUCCAAGUGAAUGAUAAAGGGGAGGAUGGUGGCAGCGAUAAGUAUCAUGUGGCAUAUUCCUGGGUCGUCGUCAAGUUGCGGGACAUCAACGAUAAUGUGCCCAGAUUUGAGCGGGAUCACAUCGAGGUGUCCAUCUAUGAGGACACAAAAGUGGGCACCAUUCUCGAACAGUUUCGGGCCACAGAUGCCGAUCAAGGUGGGCACUCGAGAGUCAACUAUAAAAUUGUGAGAGCCACCAAUCGGCGACGUCAGUUUGCCAUUAGCGACAAGGGCGCAAUUAUCAUACAACGACCCCUGGAUCGUGAGUCUGUGGAUCGUCAUAAUGUCCAGAUCUUGGCCAGCGACGAUGGAAAUCCUUCACGCACAGCCACAGCUACACUUACAGUUGUUGUCAAGGACGUGAAUGAUAAUGCUCCUACGCUGGCUGAGGAUUACAGGCCAACGUUGCCGGAGAAUGUCUCGGCCCGCAAGAUUGUUGAGGUGGCUGCCAAGGAUGUGGAUGAUCGACAGCGGGGCAAUGGAGGUCCUUUCAGUUUUCGACUCGAUCCGCUGGCCAGUGAUGAGAUACGUGUGGGCUUUAAAGUGGAAUACGAUCGACGAGGCGACAAUGGGAAUGGGGUGGCCAUCAUCUCCUCGCUGCGUCCCUUCGACCGUGAGCUACAAAAAUCCUUUACCAUACCCAUCGAGAUCAAGGAUAACGGGGCCCCUGCCAUGACGGGCACCAGCGCAUUGACGGUGACCAUUGGCGAUGUGAACGACAACAAAAUGCAGUCCGGCAGCAAGUCGGUGUUGGUCUAUAACUAUCAGGGCCAGUCGCAGGACACGCCCAUCGGACGGGUGUACGUCAACGAUCCCGACGACUGGGAUGUGCCGGACAAAAAGUAUUAUUGGGAGGCGCAGGAGCAUCAACGAUUCAAGCUCGACACUGACACGGGCAUCCUCACAAUGCGCGCUGGCACACGACGUGGUCGCUAUCAACUACGCUUCAAGGUGUACGAUCGAGAGCAUGGUCAGGAGGAUAUUCCGUCGAAUCUAAGUGUCACUGUGAGGGAUAUCACAGCUGAGGCAGUGCAGCAGGCGGGAUCCAUGCGCUUGGCCCACAUCACGGAUGAGGAUUUUGUGCGCACAUGGAAUCCGCUGAAGCAACAGGUAGAACCCUCGAAGCUGGAACGUUUCCGCAACAAACUUGCCGAGCUACUUUACACUGAUCGCGACAAUGUGGAUGUGUUCAGUGUACAGUUGCGUUCUCAAUCUCCGCAUCCCUUGACCGAUGUUCACUUUGCUGCCCGCUCCGCGACACAGCAGCCAUACUUCAAGGCGGUUCGGCUCAAUGGGGUUGUCCAGAUGCAUCGGGAAGAGAUUGAAAAGGAGGUGGGACUGAAUAUAACCAUGGUGCAUAUAGAUGAAUGUCUGCACGAGGGUCGUGGCAAAUGUCCCAGCGGUUCUUGCACCUCCCGCGUUGAUGUUGGAAAGAAACCCUACACGGUUAGUGUAAAUCGCACCGCCUUGGUGGGAGUUCGAAUGGAGUUGAGUGCGCAGUGUGUGUGCCGGGCAAGAAACUUUACGGAUCAUGAUUACAAUUGUCGCUACCAUCAUUGCUUCAAUGGGGGACGCUGUGUGGAGACACGGAAUGGACCACGCUGUGUCGCCUGUCCCGUCGGCUAUGGAGGACCUCGUUGUCAGCAAUCGACGAGGAGCUUUCGUGGCAAUGGUUGGGCUUGGUAUCCUCCAUUGGAGCUGUGCGCCGAGUCGCAUUUGAGUCUGGAGUUUAUUACACGCGAACCGGAUGGUCUGAUACUCUACAACGGCCCUAUUGUGCCGCCCAAGCAAGGCGAGCCCGUUAUCAGCGACUUCAUAGCCAUUGAACUGGAACAGGGCUAUCCACGGCUUCUUAUCGAUUUUGGCUCUGGCACACUGGAGUUGCGUGUCAAGACCAAAAAGACACUGAACGACGGUGUCUGGCAUCGUCUGGACAUCUUCUGGGAUGCGGAGAAUGUACGCAUGGUGGUCGACUUUUGUCGUACUGCCCUCGUUGCCGAGCUGGAGGAUGGCACGGCGCCAGAGUUUGAUGACAACGCCUGCCAGGCACGUGGACAGAUUCCCCCGUUUGCGGAGACACUGAAUCUGAAUCAGCCGCUGCAAUUGGGCGGCCUGUACAGGCAACACUUUGAUCAGACGCUCUACAAUUGGCAAUAUGCAUUCAGCUCAAAGGGAUUCGAUGGUUGCAUCCGCAACGUCGUUCACAACUCCGAGCACUAUGAUCUGGCAUUUCCGGCAUUAUCGCGGAAUAGUUUUCCCGCUUGCCCGCAAACGGAUGAGGUGUGUUUGAAGACGGAGCACACGGCACGCUGUUGGGAUCAUGGCAAUUGUGUGGCCAGCUUGGUUCAGGCCAAAUGCCAUUGCCAGCCAGGUUGGAUGGGUCCAGGCUGCAAUGUUCCCACCGUGCCGACCACAUUCAGAGCGCAGAGUUACGUGAAGUUCGCCUUGAGUUUCGAACCCGAUCGGUUUAGCACUCAACUUCAGUUGAGGUUUCGAACCCGUGAACAGGCGGGCGAACUUUUCCGGGUGAGCGAUCAACAUCAGCGGGAAUAUGCCAUUCUGGAGCUGCGACGUGGUCAACUGCAGUUCCGCUACAAUCUCAAUUCGCUGAGGAACGAGGAGCAUCUGCUGACGCUGACAGCAAUUGCUGUCAAUGAUGGCCAAUGGCAUGUGGUUCGAAUUAGCCGAUAUGGCUCGGCAGCCAUUAUGGAGCUGGACGGUGGCGAGUCACGACGAUACAAUGAAUCCUUUCACUAUCAAGGACAUCAGUGGCUGAGCAUUGACAAGCAGGAGGGUGUCUAUGCAGGCGGCAAGGCCGAAUAUACGGGCGUCAAAACGUUUGAGGUGCAAUCGGACUUUCAAAAAAGCUGCCUCGAUGACAUCAGACUCGAUGGCAAACAUCUGCCACUGCCACCGGCCAUGAAUGGCACCCAAUGGGGGCAGGCAACGAUGGCCCGCAAUGUGGAACGCAAUUGCCCCUCGAAUCGACCGUGCUCCAAUGUUAUCUGCCCGGAUCCUUUUGAUUGCGUUGAUUUGUGGAAUGAGUACGAGUGCACCUGCAGCGAAGGACGCAUCAUGUCAACGGAUACAAAAGGCUGUGUCGAUCGCAACGAAUGCCUAGACAUGCCCUGCUUAAACGGUGGCACGUGCAUCAAUCUGGAGCCGCGUCUGCGAUAUCGAUGCAUUUGCCCCGAGGGAUAUUGGGGCGAGAACUGUGAACUGGUGCAGGAGGGACAGCGACUGAAGCUUAGCAUCGGCGCCUUGGGCGCUAUAUUCGUUUGCCUGAUUAUCAUAUUGAUUCUCGCAUUGAUAUUCGUGUUGUAUAAUCGCAAGCGUCGGACGAGCAAAAAGAAGAAGCGUUCCGGCACCGAGAAGGAUGUGCGCGAAACGGUGAUUAGCUACGAGGACGAAGGAGGCGGUGAGGACGAUAUGACGGCAUUCGAUAUAACACCAUUGCAAAUACCCAUCAGUGCACAAGGAGGAGGCACAAUGCCACCGGACAUUGCCGCCUGUAAGAUGCCCAUAAUAUAUCCAGUGAUGACGCUGUUGCCACCGGGUCAGGAGUUGAAUGUGGCAUAUCUGAUGGAGGAGCGAAAGCAACGCAUCGAUAAGGAUCCCAAUGCGCCGCCGUUCGAUGACCUGCGAAAUUUUACGUUCGAGGGGAGUGGCAGCAUUGCUGAAUCGCUCAGCUCGUUGGCAUCAGGCACAGACGAUGAGAAUCAAGACUUUAACUAUUUACAAAAUUGGGGUCCACGUUUCAAUGCCCUUGCCGCGAUGUACGUGCAUGAUAAAGCGAAAACCAAACAGCAACAACACGAGUCUCAACUAGGUGGCGCCACGCCAGCGGAUAAUGGCCUGGCCGUGGUUGCAACGGGCAGCGGUGCCGGACCGGGCGGUGGUGCUGGUGGUGCCAGUCCCACAAUGGACCCGGACAAAGUUGUAUUAUAAAAAUAA